Hevea brasiliensis (rubber tree) is the source of this 1181-nucleotide messenger RNA. RefSeq names its product protein PLANT CADMIUM RESISTANCE 10. NCBI's taxonomy places the organism in Eukaryota, Viridiplantae, Streptophyta, Magnoliopsida, Malpighiales, Euphorbiaceae. The transcript is spliced from 5 exons. The coding region runs from base 286 to 858 and encodes 190 amino acids. The record is from RefSeq and is a predicted model, not a curated record.
UUAAUGAAAAGAAAUUAGCAGCAUUAAAAAUAUCUUCUUAAUAUUGGCAUUCUGAAAACUCAAUGCUCCAAAAUCUGAGGUAAUUUCUCGGCUGCUGUGAUUUUGGCAUAACGGCUAACUAAUCGAAUUUCUGGUUAAGCAGCAAAUGAUGGAAAAAGAGGAUGAUAAGUUUUUAGUAUUGUGGCUCUAGGCUCUGCAACUAAUGAUGGAAUUGCUCGCCUUAAUGAAACGACAUUGUUGGAGCAUUUGAAUGUUAUAUGGGAGGUAAUUCUCUUCCAGGCAAAUAUGAAAGACCGAAACAGUUAUGUGCCGCCACCUUAUAUUCCAUUGGGACAAGCAGAUUUAGAGGCUGAGAUUGUUCCUCAAAAUGAAGGCCAUCUUGCUUCAAAUCAAACAAGUGAUGGACUGACACUAUGGUCAUCUGGAAUCUGUGCUUGUUGCGAUGAUAUGCAGAGCUGUUGUGUGGGUCUCUUUUGUCCUUGCUAUUUGUUUGGAAAGAAUGCAGAGUUUUUGGGCUCUGGAACUUUGAUUGGCUCAUGCAUGACCCAUUUUAUUUUGUGGGCUCUUGUCAAUACUGUAUGUUGUUGCAUGACCGAUGGCAUUUUGUUGGGAUUACCUGGAUGCUUUGUUGCAUGUUAUGCCUGUGGUUACCGCAGGGCACUGCGUGAAAAGUAUAAUUUGCCGGAAGCACCAUGUGGCGACUUCACUACACACUUUUUCUGCCACUUAUGUGCUAAUUGCCAAGAAUACAGAGAGAUUCGUGAAAGGAAUUGCAACUCUAAUUCUGCUGAUGUUAAGCUGCCAGUGGUCACAGCUCCUUCAGUUCAGAUAAUGGAGUCGAAUAAUAUUUCAGAAUAAUACUAUUGCUGCUGGAAACUUGUGGUAGGACAAACAGAUGAUUGUUGCUGUGCUUGGCUCUUUAUGUUCUUUGGCUGAUUUGUCACUUAAGCUUGAGAUGGUAUUGUUCUUCAAAUUUGUGUCACUUGAGCUGAGCUGUGUUGCUAAAGGCAUAUUAUCUUAAUAUUGUAUUAUGACAUUAAAUGAAUUGUUGUUACAUGUUUGUGAUAAUCUGCUGUGUUGAUUCCGUCAAUUUUGACACAGAUGGAAACUAUCUUUAUUUGAAGGCAGAUUGGCUGUAUAAACAGAAAAAAUAAGUGCAGUUGACAUCUCUCUCUCUCAAA